AUGACGGCCGUCACAACAUGGCGCGAGCAACUCCCCAAGUUGUUACUUCACUUGGCCUUGCCCCCUCGCAACGUCCUCAACUUUGACGAAACUGGUCUCUACAUCUCUACCCUCCCGAGGAGGACAUACGGCCGGUCGAAGGUCGUGGGGCGCAAGAUCCCGAAGGAACGCCUCACCGUGGGCUUCUUGUGCAAUGCGGAUGGGAGCACGUUUUGGCGUCCCCUCAUCAUUUCCAAGUCGAGGCGCCCCCAUUUCGACCCCGAGCCCUACUGCUAUUGGCGGGCGAACAAACGCGGGUGGAUGAUUAAUCAGUUGUUCACCCAUUUCAUCGAGCAAUUGAAUGCGGCAAUGUACACGGAGAGCCGCGACAUUGUCGUGUUACUGGACAACGCGAGCAGCUACACGUUGCUCACUGAGACGGCCGAAACCGAGGAUAUGCGUCUCAUCACGGAGCUGGCACUUGGCGACGGCGCCAUCCCCGUAAGGGAGUACGUCGACGGAGAUGACAACGUUCCGACGUGCGAUGAAGAAGGUGACGAUCCCCUCGCGUCAGAGCCGUCGGAUCCUCCCACAAGGGAGGCGUGGGAAUCGCCACUGCAAGUCGCGGCCGCGUUUGAUGGUGACCUGGGGAGUUGCGAGUCACGUCGCAUAGCUCGUGCGGCGUGUGACAUGAUGAUUGGCUACGCUAAGUCUAUCGGCGUCGCUCCAAGGGACCUCACCCUCCUCUUUGACAUCCGCAACCCCGUCGUCCGUGAUCGGCUCGUGCGGGCCAGCCCUAUUCUGAACCUCAACGAGCAGCCAAGUGCGAGCUCCUCCGCCCCGCGCCAUGGUCGGGUGCUCCCGCCGUCGAUCACGGGCAGGGACCGACUCAGUGAGCUGCUGCAUCAUAGCAUCCAUGCCGUGAUGGGGCCGUACGACGCAUCGGCUGAGUGGAUGAACUGCCUAUGA
Closterium sp. NIES-65 is the source of this 948-nucleotide messenger RNA. The record is from the annotation of a GenBank genome assembly. Lineage: Eukaryota; Viridiplantae; Streptophyta; Zygnematophyceae; Desmidiales; Closteriaceae.